UUCCCGCCCUACCCCCCCCCCCCCCAAUAAAGCACGGUGACACUAUUAUUCGUGUAGUUAUUUAGUUUGCAACCUCAGCUAGUGCCUAUUUUAAAAUAAAGUGGGAAGAAGCGUCUGGACUGUGCCGUCCAAAAAGCCGAGGGGGCAGCAGUGAUUAUCUCCUACCGCUUUUCUUCCUCGACCCCCUACAGAGGCCGCGGAGCUAUUCCAGCCCCAGCUGCUCACCGGAGGCGGCCGCCUUGUCGCGCGCCGCCUACCCGGGGGGACGCUGCCUGCCUCAGCCGCCGGCUCGCGCCUGUGCGCGCGCGCUCUGCCUCGCCAAGCGCCCGUGAGCUCUGCUGAGAGCGUCCUGGAGCCCUCAGCAAAAGAUUCCCCUCCGCGAGAAGGCGACACCCACUCCCAGCCCUAAGAGCAGCGUGAUGGUGCUGUAAGGUCUCCCCAGGGGGCUGCAGCAAGCUGCUUGGAGCUUGACCUCUUUUGGGGGACUGCAGACAGGAGGGGCAAUCCCCCGUGAGCUGAGGGGGGGAAAAAGACGGACGUUUUUGCGGGAAGCAGGAAAGGAAACCCACCCUCCUCCUCCGGCAUGGGGCUUUGUGGCAGUGCCCCGGUGAGUCGUGCAGAGUUCGGGGGUAACUUGCAGCUGGCUGCCCUGGAAUAGAGACUCUCCGGACCGGAUCAGUUGGCGUUUGUUGUCUAUGUCUUAUUGGGAGAGCUGGUGGAUUUUUGUCUCACUCCUGGAGGAAGAGCCCAGGGUUGGUGGUUGCCGCCUUCUUGGUCUUUUUUGGAGGGUGAAAGAAGGGAAGGGAUCUCGCUUGAGCCGUGCAGAGAGAGAGCUUGGACAUGUGUUGUCAGCACAUCUGGGGAAUACAGUCUGCAAGUCCGAAAGGAGAUUUGCUGGGAUCGUUCAAACUGCGAUAUUGAUCUUUGUUAUUUCUUUUCGCCGAGGGAUGCACUUGGCAUGAGACUCGGAGGAUGGAAAUUGUUUGGGAGGUGCUUUUUCUUCUGCAAGCCAAUUUCAUCGUCUGCAUUUCAGGUGGCCUGUGUAAGUUUUAUGGUGUCCUUAACUAUUCGCUUCCUAUUGCUUGGACUUAAUGAAGUGACUUCUCAACAGAAUUCACCAAAAAUCCAUGAGGGCUGGUGGGCCUAUAAAGAGGUGGUCCAGGGAAGCUUUGUUCCAGUUCCUUCCUUUUGGGGAUUGGUGAACUCAGCCUGGAAUCUUUGCUCUGUUGGAAAAAGGCAAUCACCUGUCAAUAUAGAAACCAGCCAUAUGAUCUUCGACCCUUUCCUAACUCCACUUCGCAUAAAUACAGGAGGCAGAAAGGUCAGUGGGACAAUGUAUAAUACAGGGAGACAUGUUUCUCUACGAUUAGACAAAGAGCAUUUGGUGAACAUCUCUGGAGGGCCCAUGACCUACAGUCACCGCUUGGAAGAGAUCCGGUUACACUUUGGAAGUGAAGAUAGCCAGGGAUCAGAACAUCUACUUAAUGGACAAGCUUUUUCUGGGGAGGUUCAACUAAUCCAUUAUAACCAUGAGUUGUAUACAAAUGUCACAGAGGCUGCAAAAAGUCCCAAUGGCUUGGUGGUGGUUUCUAUAUUUAUGAAAGUGUCUGAAUCAUCAAAUCCAUUUCUAAAUCGCAUGCUAAACAGAGACACCAUAACAAGAAUAACGUAUAAAAAUGAUGCAUACUUACUGCAGGGACUUAAUAUUGAGGAACUUUAUCCCGAGACCUCUAGUUUCAUUACAUAUGAUGGGUCCAUGACCAUUCCACCCUGCUAUGAAACAGCAAGUUGGAUAAUAAUGAACAAGCCUGUCUACAUAACAAGGAUGCAGAUGCAUUCUUUACGACUGCUAAGCCAGAAUCAGCCAUCACAGAUAUUUCUGAGCAUGAGUGACAAUUUCAGACCAGUCCAGCCUCUCAACAAUCGAUGUAUCCGAACUAAUAUCAAUUUUAGUUUACAGGGUAAAGAUUGUCCAAACAACAGAGCACAGAAACUACAGUAUAGAGUAAAUGAAUGGCUCCUCAAGUAAUUAAGACAAACAGGAAAAACUCCUAACCUCAGUGGAAUGCUACUACUGUGAAUUGACAUAAUCUAGAAUGCACCCAGCCUCAUUCACUCUUUGGAUUCAUGACAGUAUGUGCAAACGUGCUGCAAGAAAAAAGCUGCCAAGAUGGAAACUUAACUAAAAAUUCAUUCAUAUGAUUGAUCAUAAUAAAAAAGAGACAAUAACUACAGUAAAUGUGAUUACAAUUUUGAUACAGUUUUCCUGAACUAAUUUAGCUUCACAAAGAAAGACUUUUCAGCCUUUGUACAUAUGAAAUUCUUUCUUUCCUCCCCUUCAAAAGAAAAAAAAAUAAAAAAGAAAGGUGGCUCCGUACAGCAUCAAAGUGGAGUUGUGUUCUGUGUGCCAAGUAAUCCUUGGAAAGCUCUCAUUAUAUCCCUAUCAUUAAUGGAUACUGACAAGACAGAAUAAGAAGAUUGUAGAGGAAACUUAUUUCUAGGUUAUGAUCCUUCUGUUUAUUUAAUUAAAAAAGGACAGACAUUGAGAGAUAAGUAUUGUAAAUAUAUCACCGCAGAAUGUAAAAGAAAUUGAAAUAUAUCCCCCUUUGUCACAUAUCUGUAGUAGGAUUUGCCAAGAUCAGAAAUGAUCCAUUUUCUGUUUCUUGUUUUACAAAGGUCAUACAUUGUGUUUGGUUACUGUUAACAACUCAAUAAAUGUGUUGAACAAA
Mauremys reevesii (Reeves's turtle) is the source of this 2729-nucleotide messenger RNA. RefSeq names its product carbonic anhydrase 10 (gene CA10). The transcript has 11 exons. Gene Ontology annotation, molecular function: zinc ion binding; carbonate dehydratase activity. The record is from RefSeq and is a predicted model, not a curated record. Lineage: Eukaryota; Metazoa; Chordata; Testudines; Geoemydidae. Bases 959 to 2029 code for a protein of 356 amino acids.